Messenger RNA from Chlamydomonas reinhardtii, 3406 nucleotides. RefSeq lists its product as uncharacterized. Bases 354 to 2495 code for a protein of 713 amino acids. The record is from RefSeq and is a predicted model, not a curated record. Gene Ontology annotation, molecular function: oxidoreductase activity. The transcript has 9 exons. Lineage: Eukaryota; Viridiplantae; Chlorophyta; Chlorophyceae; Chlamydomonadales; Chlamydomonadaceae.
GUAUUAUCCCGCAUACAACCUUACUCGGUUCAGCGAACAUCGGCCCAACCAACUGACCCGCGCCCUACGUUGCCCAUAAAGUCCCAAUGCGGCGCCUCAAUACUAAAGCGACCACGCGUGGAUGCUUGUAUCCCAUAACUCUCGCAAGGAGCUUAUUCUUAUCAGCGUUUGCACCUCGGCACCGUCGCAACUUUACAAGCAUUGUUUCAAGGCGGUGCACUCCCACUGCAGCCCGGCCCCUUGCCACUGCAAUGUCACCAUGGCCUAUCUACCACCAAGGAGAGCUGGCGGUCCAGGAUCGUGCCGGUGUGCGCGAACGAGCGGUUGAGUUGCAAGACUUUAUUCGACCGGCCAUGCCGCGGCAACACGCCGAGUUCUAUGAGCAGCAGAGCCUGUUCUACGUCGGCGGACGGGACGCCACCGGCCAGCCCUGGGCCAGCGUGUUGGUCGGGCGGCCUGGCUUCGUGUCCGCACCCGACUCGUCGAACCUGAUCCUGCAGUCCUACCGCCGCCUGCCUGAAGACCCGCUGCUGCUUGCGCCUGGUGCUCAUCUGGGCGGGCUCGGCAUCGACCUGGUCACACGCCGCCGCAACCGUGUCAACGGCACCGUACUAGCAGAACCCGCCGCAUCCGUAUCCGCGGCGCCGCCCGCGCCUGCGGCCGCGCCGGUGGUGCGUGUUGCAGUGGACCUCAGCUUUGGCAACUGCCCCAAGUACAUUCAGGUGCGCGACGUGCGGCUGCGCCAAGACCAGCUGCCGCCGCUGCCCUCCGCGGCCCCCUCCCCAGCCGCUGCCCAGCACACCGCUUCUGCGCCGACUGCCGCAACCGCCGGGGUUGUGGUGCGCGGGCGGGGCAAGGAGCUCGGCGCGGCACAGCUGGCCCUGAUUGCGGCCGCUGACACCUUCUUCAUUGCGACCAGCUACAGCGGCGGCGGCAACAGAGGAGGGGCCCGGGAGCUGCAGAAUGCUGUGGGCUGUGACAUCAGCCACCGCGGCGGCCCCCCUGGCUUCCUGCGUCUGGAGCGAGACCCGCGGGGCGGCCCCAACCCGGUGCUGCGCUGGGCGGAUUACGCCGGAAACAACAUGUUCCAAACCCUGGGCAACCUGGCCACGGACGCCCGCGCUGGCCUGCUCAUUGUGGACUGGGCCACAGGCGACACGCUGCAGCUGGCGGGCACAGCCGAGACCGACUUUCAGGACCGGUCGCUGCCGGGCGCGCAGCGCAGCGUGCGCUUCACUGUGACCCACUUCAUCCACGCCGCCGGCGCGCUGCCCAUUGACACGUCAGCCGCCGCCGCCGCCGCCAAGCCUGUACAGUUCUCGCCGUACCUACCCAAGGAUGCGCCGCCGCCGCUGGCGCCAGGGCAGGUCUGGACGCCCCGCACCGCCGGCGCGGCGCACGAUGGCGCCGCCGCGGUGGCGGCGGCGAUCGCCGCAGGUGCUGUCGCUCCGGCGCCAGCGGAGCAGGUGGAGGUGGUUUCGGUGCGGUGGGCUGCUGAGGGCAUUAAGACGUUCGAGUUCGCCAUGCCCAAGGGACAGCCGACGUCAUACGUGGCAGGCCAGUAUGCCGUCUUCGAGUUCCCCGCCUGCUACGAACGGCCGGCGGCAGAAGGCCCGCCCGCCUCUGCCUCCGUCGCCGACACCGCUGCCUCCUGCUGCUGCGGUGGCACCAUCACGCGCACGUGGACCCUCACCUCCCACCCCGCCGCCGACUCGGCUGCGCGCGGCACCUUCUCCAUCACAGUGAAGCGCGCCGGCGCCGUGUCGGGUCGCAUGCACGACGCCCUGCGCCCCGGCGACAGACUGGCUCUGCGCGCCUUUGCCGGCGACUUCACAACUGAGCUGGUGCUGCCGCCGGCGCCCGCGGCUGCAGCCGCAGCCGGGCUGGGGGCAGCGCCUGCACCUGACCACCUGGUGUUGCUGCUGGCGGGUGGCAUCGGCGUCACUCCCAUCUGGGCGGUGGUCAACGACCUGGCGCAGCGGGCCGCAGCAGCAGCAGCAGCAGCACGUGGCAAGGGCGCCGGCGGCAGUAGUGGCAGUAGCAGCGGGGCACGGCAGCGGGUGGUGGUGUUGUACAGCGUGCGGCGGGGCGAGGAGGCUGCGUUCAGGUCCGAGCUGCGGCAGCUGGCAGAGGCGGCGGCAGAGGCGGCGGCGGCGGGGGGCGCGGAUGACGGGGGGCUGGAUGUGCAGGUCCUGCUGACCACCACAGCGGCAGUGCCCGGCAUGGACCCGGGCAGGGCGGCGGCAGCGGCGGCGGAGGCGGCGGCGGUGCUGGCGGCGCGGCGCGGCGGUUAUGUUGAGGCCGCGGGCGUGCGGCUGGGGUCGGCGCUGGUCCGUGCGGCGCUGGGGCCGGCUGGGCUGGAGGCGCUGAGGGCCGGGCGCUGCGCGGCCAUGGUGUGCGGCCCUGGAGGUUUCAUGGCCGCUGUUGAGCGGACCCUGGUGGACGAGCUGGGUCUGCCGGCGGACCGCCUGCACAGCGAGAGCUUCGCAUACUGAGCCAAGGCAACGUAGCAUUACAGGAGUACGGCACCGUGCUACCAGCACCACACAGCGCGGGUGUGGUGGAUGCUGUACUAAGAUAUUUUGAGGAGACCGCCAGAGUUGUUUGGAGGGGGUUGGAGGUUGCACUGCAGCAUGCGGUGGGUAAGUACCAAUCAGCUCGGUAAGCUCAAUCGUCACCCAUGUUAUUGAGAAUGCUUUUAAGACGAACCAUGCGAAGCCGAGAAAGCAAGCGAGCACAGACCCUACUGCAUUUACGUGGGUUCGAGGCAUUGUGGCUAGAUAAGUGCUGCCCCUGGUGCUGCCCGCUUCGAAGGCAAUUGUCUACAUUACAGCCAUUGCCCCGCAGCGAACAUGCGUGCUAUGAGAAUAUGCUGUGGCUUUGCGGGACUGGCGUGAAGCGGUACGGUGUGCAGCGGUGCGGCGUGGCGUUGGGUAGCCCACGCAGUGACGCUGGAAAGCCAUCCCAGGCACACACGGCAGCCGUACCUGCGCUGGCAGCUUAUUGUCGUUAAGCGCAGUGGUGUGUGUGAGACACGGCAUUUGUACACGGUCAGACACAUUGCUAUUGCUGCAUAAUGAACGGGGAAUCUGUGCCCUGCGCACUUCCUUUCUCGAGUUUACUAAAAUGUGGACGUAAGGGCUUGCGUGACGGGAUGCUGGUGGGCAUUGAGUAUUUGCUUUCAGGAUCAAGGGGUUGGCUGAGUGCGAUGGAAUAGGCAAGGGGCAGGGUGGCGCAGUCCCGAUAUUGUGUGGCGUAUCCCUGGACUCGAACAAUGGCUUACAUCAAUUGAGGGUUCGAGGGGGUGGCGGCGAUGGGUGCUGGGACCCAAUGGGGUUCGCCCUUCCCAUUGCUGUGCUGCCAAGGAGCCCAGAAUCAAGGGUCCGUUAUUAAUUUCCUUGCUUGC